This is a messenger RNA of [Torrubiella] hemipterigena, 843 nucleotides long. Lineage: Eukaryota; Fungi; Ascomycota; Sordariomycetes; Hypocreales; Clavicipitaceae. The record is from the annotation of a GenBank genome assembly.
CGUGCAUCAUCUCUCGGUUACUUUCUACUUGACUCUAAUAUGUGGGUUUAGAUAUUGUCUCUCUGCUAGACGGAUCGCGGGUGUUGAUUAUACUUUGUAGUUGUUGUUAAAGGGUUGGCUAUUACAUAUAAAAACAAAUACCGCGCACACCAGACUACCUUUGAAUUCCGCAGACACUUUCAAACUUAUAUCCUCAUCUUUUAUUUUUCAAUUAAAACCACAUUCAAAAUGCACUUCAACCUUGCCCUUACUUCCACCGUUGCCACGGCCUUGACCUCGUGCGUCGCUGCGCUGCCCAAUGCUGGCAAGCUCGUCGUUGGUGAUGCCAUUGAAGGCUACGGCGUCGAGAAGAUCCAGUGGGAGUUUGACGGACCUGAUGGCAGCAAGAUCCAUGUCAAUGGUACCAUGGAGCAGGUUGUUCACCACAUGCGCAUCAACUACCCUAGCCACAACAUCUUCCACACGCAGGAGGAGAUGAAGGCCCUGCACGCCCGCGGCGAGCUUGCAGCGCGCACUGACUUCCACGGCGCCCCUUUCAACUGCAACUGGCCCAAGUGCUGGGAUGUCGGUAUCAUCCAAGGCAUUCAGUACUUGCGCGGCCUGAAGGGCCGUCCUUCCAACGGUCCUGGUCCUGGCAACUGUGGCCGUGUUAGCUGCUCGUAUGACAAUGCCAUUUGGUGGUGCAAUGACACCAAGCAAACCAAGACACUUCAGUCGUUCAGUUCUAUUGCGGAUGGUGCUCAGUUUAUUGAGUCUCACUGUGUCAGCAACAACGGCGCGUUGGCUGGCCAAGUCUUUCACCCUACCGGCUGGAACGUCAUUGUCCGUUCCAGCAAGUGUUAG